GCCGCCGACACCGCAGAUCCGAUUCGCUACAUUGUCGCAGCUCUUUCCUCGUCUUCACGCGCAUCGAUCCCUUGUUUUCUAUUUCUCUGCUAAAACCAGGGUAACGAAAAUGGCCAUUCUGGCCCGGACGCCCGACAUUUUAGGUGAACGCCAGUCCGGCCAAGACGUCCGCACUCAAAACGUGGUGGCUUGUCAAGCUGUGGCCAACAUUGUGAAGUCCUCGCUCGGUCCUGUUGGUCUUGACAAGAUGUUGGUUGAUGACAUUGGUGACGUAACGAUUACUAAUGAUGGCGCUACAAUACUCAAGAUGUUAGAAGUGGAGCACCCAGCUGCUAAGGUAUUAGUGGAGUUGGCUGAGCUUCAGGACAAAGAGGUCGGAGAUGGUACAACUUCAGUGGUCAUUGUAGCUGCAGAGUUGCUUAAGAGAUCAAAUGAUCUGGUGAGGAAUAAGAUUCAUCCAACAUCGAUAAUUAGUGGUUUCAGACUUGCUAUGAGGGAAGCUUGUAAAUAUGUUGAUGAAAAAUUAGCAGUUAAGGUUGACAAGCUCGGAAAAGAUUCCCUUGCGAACUGUGCCAAAACAAGCAUGUCAUCAAAGUUGAUUGCUGCUGACAGUGACUUCUUUGCAAACUUGGUUGUAGAUGCAGUACAAUCAGUAAAAAUGACCAAUGCCCGCGGGGAAGUUAAAUAUCCUAUCAAGGGAAUCAAUGUUCUCAAAGCUCAUGGGAAAAGUGCCAGAGAUAGCUACCUUUUGAAUGGAUAUGCAUUGAAUACUGGUCGUGCUGCCCAAGGAAUGCCUGUUAGAGUUUCGCCUGCAAAGAUUGCAUGCCUUGACUUCAAUCUUCAGAAGACUAAAAUGCAAUUGGGUGUCCAAGUUGUCGUGACUGAUCCAAGGGAGCUGGAGAAAAUUCGACAAAGGGAAGCUGACAUGACAAAAGAACGUAUUGAGAAGAUACUGAAGGCUGGGGCCAAUGUUGUUCUGACCACAAAAGGGAUUGAUGACAUGGCACUCAAGUAUUUUGUGGAGGCUGGUGCAAUUGCUGUGAGACGUGUGCGGAAAGAGGAUAUGCGUCACAUUGCCAAAGCAACGGGUGCAACCAUGGUUUCAACAUUUGCGGAUAUGGAAGGAGAAGAAACAUAUGAUUCAUCCUUUCUUGGACAUGCAGAAGAAGUUGUAGAAGAGCAUAUUUCUGAUGAUGAUGUGGUUUUGAUUAAAGGGACAAAAACAACUAGCGCGGUUUCUUUGAUCCUUCGAGGUGCGAAUGACUAUAUGCUUGAUGAGAUGGAGAGAGCUCUUCAUGAUGCUUUAUCAAUUGUCAAGAGGACUCUUGAAUCCAACACGGUGGUAGCGGGUGGUGGUGCGGUUGAGGCUGCCUUAUCUGUGUACUUGGAGUAUCUAGCAACGACACUAGGAUCCCGUGAACAGUUGGCUAUUGCAGAAUUUGCCGAGUCGUUAUUAAUUAUACCAAAGUCAAUGCUUGCAAAGGAUGCAACCGAGUUAGUUGCAAAACUACGGGCUUACCACCACACUGCACAAACUAAGGCCGACAAGAAGCAUUUGUCGAGCAUGGGAUUAGAUCUAUCUAAAGGAACUAUCCGGAACAACUUAGAAGCUGGUGUCAUCGAACCAGCAAUGAGCAAAGUAAAGAUAAUACAGUUUGCAACUGAAGCAGCUAUAACAAUUCUUCGAAUUGACGAUAUGAUCAAGCUUGUCAAGGAUGAAAGUCAGAAUGGAGAGGACUAGGAAUUUUGGUUUGUUUAAAUGGUACUUGAAUGGCGCCCACCAUGGGGUGGAGGAGAUGCCAUCAAGCAUUGUCCUCAUUUUUUUUUUAUGGGUUCUUUGUCUGUGUAUGUUGAUGUUAGUAGUUGUAUCUUAACCUGGGGAGGAAUUUUUGAACAGAGAUGGUUGAGCAUUGCUCGUCUUACUUUUCUGCAGCAGAGCGCCGUUAUGGAAUUUGAGUGCACUUAUCAUUUUACCAAAAGAA
Messenger RNA from Rhodamnia argentea, 1982 nucleotides. RefSeq names its product T-complex protein 1 subunit alpha-like. The transcript has 18 exons. Bases 110 to 1741 code for a protein of 543 amino acids. The record is from RefSeq and is a predicted model, not a curated record. NCBI's taxonomy places the organism in Eukaryota, Viridiplantae, Streptophyta, Magnoliopsida, Myrtales, Myrtaceae. Gene Ontology annotation, biological process: protein folding. Gene Ontology annotation, cellular component: chaperonin-containing T-complex. Gene Ontology annotation, molecular function: ATP binding; ATP-dependent protein folding chaperone; ATP hydrolysis activity.